ACACUUGCAGGAGCUGUGGGAGGACUGGGCAGAUGGACUGGUGUUUCACUACAGCGCGCGCCCACUGACAACUCCAGCACGGGGAGCCUACAGGCGCGCGCGCUUCUCCGGUUUAGUUAAUUAAUGAAUUAAUCAACACGGACAGCGCGAAACUAUUAACAGUGACGCACUUACUGUUACUGCAGCUGCAGCAGGGAUGUGUCUGUUACCCACUGCUACACUUCUCACUCUGGGUUUGGGCCUCUUGGCACAGUAUGUUCCUGACCACAAUGAUAAGUGUGCGGAGGGGAGCUGUUACCCAGCCACCGGAGACCUGCUGAUUGGCAGAGCUCAUCGGCUUAUGGCCUCAUCCACCUGCGGUCUGAAUGGACCCGAGACCUACUGCAUCGUCAGCAACAUGCAGGCUGGGAAAUGUUUUGAUUGUGACUCUCGGGAGACAUAUGAUGAAUACAGUUAUCCCAACAGUCACACCAUCGACAACGUGGUCACUACCUUCACUCCGAACCGGCUUAAAACCUGGUGGCAGUCCCAGAACGGAAUGGAGAAUGUGACCAUUCAGCUGGACUUAGAGGCUGAAUUCCACUUCACACAUCUCAUCAUGACCUUUAAGACAUUUCGUCCUGCAGCAAUGGUCAUCGAGCGGUCAGCUGAUUACGGGCAGAGCUGGAAGGUGUACCGUUAUUUUGCCUUUGACUGCUCCGAGUCUUUUCCAUACAUCUCACAGGGUCCAGUCGUUAAUGUGGACGAUAUUAUUUGCGAUUCACGCUACUCAGAUAUGGAGCCUUCAACAGCGGGAGAGGUCAUCUUCAGAGCACUUGAUCCUGUGUUUAAGAUCCCCGACCCUUACAGCCAGAGAAUCCAGAACCUGUUAAGAAUAACCAACCUCCGGGUGCGGAUGCUGAAGCUGCACACUCUCGGUGAUGACCUGCUGGAUGGGGGUGAGGAGGUGAGGCGAAAGUAUUACUACGCACUCUACGACAUGGUUGUCCGCGGCAACUGCUUUUGCUAUGGCCACGCCUCCGAGUGUGCACCAGUUCGAGAGAGCGAGCGGGGAGAAGACGGAAUGGUUCACGGCCACUGUAUGUGUAAACAUCACACUACUGGACUGAACUGUGAGGAGUGUGAAGAGUUUUAUCAGGAUGCUCCAUGGAAACCCGCGCAAGGCCGGAGCACCAAUGCAUGCAAGAAGUGUGAGUGUAACUAUCACUCAGACGAGUGUCACUUUGAUAUGGCGGUGUACCUGUCGUCAGGGAACGUGAGUGGAGGAGUGUGUGAUAACUGUCAGCACAACACACAGGGUCAGCACUGUGAUGACUGCAAACCAUUCUAUUACCAACACCCCAACAAACAUCUCCGAGACCCCCGCAUCUGCAGGCCGUGUGACUGUGACCCGCUGGGCUCUCUGAAUGACGGUAUAUGUGACAGUGUGACGGAUGUUCUGAGGGGUCUGAUAGCGGGACAGUGUCGCUGUAAACCCAAUGUGGAGGGGGAGAGCUGCAACCACUGCAAACCGGGACACUAUGGACUCAGUGAACACCCACUGGGCUGCCUGCCGUGCAGCUGUAAUCCUAUGGGAACACUCCCUGGAGGAAACCCCUGUGACACAGAAACAGGACGCUGCUACUGCAGACGCCUCGUCACCGGCCAGUACUGUGACCAGUGUUUGCCUCAGUUCUGGGGCCUCAGUAAUGACAUGGACGGCUGUCGACCAUGUGACUGCGAUCUGGGCGGGGCUUUGAAUAACGAUUGUUCUCCAGUAACAGGGCAGUGUGUGUGUCGAGAGCACAUGUUUGGCCGGCGCUGUGACCAGAUGGAGUCAGGUUAUUAUUUUGCUUCCUUGGAUCACUACAUCUACGAGGCUGAGGAUGCCGCAUUCGAUCCGGCAGUGAAGGUGGUCCCAAGGCCUCUCCCUGCAGAUCGUCAUCCCACUUGGACUGGCAUUGGCUUUGCAAACGUGCCUGAAGGAGGAACCCUCAGAUUUACCAUCGACAACGUGCCACAGUCUAUGGAGUACAGCCUGCUGAUCCGCUAUGAACCACAGUUGCCAGAUGUGUGGGAGCAGGUAAUGGUGGAUGUAAAGCGUACUGGAUUUCCUUCACCAUCAGCACACUGUUCACCUCCUUAUGCUGAUCAGCAGAGUGCCUCACUGCCCCCAGGAUACAGGUAUGUGGUUCUACCCAGACCGGUCUGUUUGGAAAAGGGACAGACGUACACAGUGGAAAUGUUGAUGGCUCUGUAUUCAUCAAAUGAUCUUCAUCAAAAUCCACACAUGCUCAUCGACUCUAUUGUGCUGGUGCCUGCGGUGAAGGAUUUGGAGCUGUUCUCAGGAUCGCCUGACAGACAGGAAGCAUGGACGAUGUUCCAGAAGUACCGCUGUCUAGAACAAGGCCAGAGCGUCCAGAAAACGCCAAUGACUGACAUCUGCAGAGAAUACAUCUUCAGCGCAUCUGCCCUGAUGCACCAAGGAGCCAUGGAGUGUCAGUGUGACCCACGAGGCUCUGUGAGUUUGCUGUGUGACUCUAUUGGUGGUCAGUGUUCAUGUCGGCCGAAUGUGGUGGGCAAGAGAUGUGACACCUGCUCCCCUGGAACCUUCCAGCUUGGUCCUUCUGGCUGCAGAUCGUGUGAGUGUGAUCCAAUGGGUUCCCUUAAUGACUUCUGUGAUACCACUACCGGUCAGUGCCCGUGUCUGCCGGGCGUGUACGGACGUCAGUGUGCACACUGCCUGCACAACCACUGGGGCUUUCCUCACUGCCAGGAGUGCUUCUGCAACGGCCACAGCCACCACUGCCACCCCCAGACCGGACAGUGCCUGGAGUGUAGAGACCACACCACUGGACAACACUGUGAGAGGUGUGAGAGCGGAUAUCAUGGGAAUGCGUUGCUCAGCAGCGGGGAGCACUGUCGGCCCUGUAUGUGUCCGGAUGGCCCGGGGAGCGGCAGGCAGUUUGCUGACACCUGCUACCACAACCCCAACUUACGCCAGCUGGUCUGUGUUUGCAGCCCAGGAUAUAAAGGAUCCAGGUGUGAGGAAUGCAUGCCUGGUUAUUAUGGUAACCCUCAUGUGGUGGGUGGGCGGUGCCACCCCUGUCAGUGUAACGGAAACAUUCACAUGCACGACCCGGGGUCCUGCGACUCCCGCACGGGCGUCUGCCUCAGGUGCCUCUUCCACACUGAGGGCCACGGGUGCCAGCACUGCCGCCGCGGUUACUACGGAGAUGCCAGCACUCAGAGCUGCCAGAAGUGUAUGUGCCUGCCACUGGGCACUGCUUCUCAGAGCUGUAGGGAUGGUGAGUGUGAGUGUGACCGUGUGAGUGGGCAGUGCCCGUGUUUGCCCGGGGUCGUGGGACUGAACUGUGACCGCUGUGCCCCCAACACCUGGAACAUUAACAGUAAGGAAGGCUGCCAGCCAUGCAAGUGCCACCCCACACACUCCUACAGCCUCUCCUGUGACCUGCUCUCCGGUCAGUGCUCCUGUAAGCCUGGUUUUGGUGGCAGGGCAUGUGGGGAGUGUAGAGAACUGUUCUGGGGUGAUCCAGAAAUCAAAUGUCAUGCGUGUGACUGUGACCCGCGGGGCAUCGCUACUCCACAGUGUAACAAGAUGACGGGCACCUGUGUGUGUGCGGAGGGCGUGUCUGGCAAACGCUGUGACUCCUGUGGGCGUGGCUAUGUUGGGACGUUCCCAGACUGCCAGCGAUGUCAUAAGUGCUUCAGUGAAUGGGAUUUGACAGUGAACGAGCUGACCAAUCAGACGCAGCACUUGGUGGGCAAUGUGGAGGAGCUGAAAGUGUCUGGUUUGGUCUCGGCCUAUCAGGACACAGUAUCCAGUCUGGAGGGCGGAAUUAAAGAGCUAACACAGAUAGUGGAGGACAACAAAGCUCAUCAAACUCUCACACACUCAGAGAACCUUCUGCGGCAAGCCAAAGAAAUGAAGCUGGUUUUGGGCCGCUCUCUGAACCGAACAGAGCAGACUGUGGGUCAGGUUUCUGCAGAUCACACCCGAGCCCUGGAUGACCUGAACACACUGAGUGAAGAGGCCCAGAGACUUCAGGACAGCACAGAGGAUAAACAGGCCCAGGUCCUGCGCAUCAAGCACUCCAACAUCCGUGGGGCAGCAGACAGCAUCAGAGAAUAUUACCAGCAGUCACGGGAAGCCGAGGGUCGGGCUAAUCGGGCCACCACCGACCCCCUCGGCCCGUUGGAGAAGUCUGCAGGCCUGCGUCGGGCCACGGAGACCACCCUGAACGCCAUCCAGGGAGAGUACGAGCUGAAGCAGAAGCUGCAGGCUGAGAGACUGGACAGACUGAACAAAGACCUGGAGCAGGAAGACCUGUCCAAACUCAGCCAUCGGGUGUGUGGUGGAGCGUCUGGCCCGGACGGCUGUGGAGAUUGUGGAGGUCUGGGAUGUGAGGGUGAAGAUGGAUCUCCUCAGUGUGGAGGAGAGGACUGUGAAGGUCUGAUCACUCAGAGCAGAGAAUCAGAGAGUAAAGCUAAAGACCUGGAGCAGGACAUCCUGAACUCACUGAGGGAAGUGGAGAAGCUGCACAGGAUGGUGUCUGAUGCUCGUGGCCGCGCAGACGAGGCUAGACUCAGCGCUCAGGAUGUGGCACAAAAGACCAAUCAGAGCAAAGCUAAAUUUCAGCAGACCAAUCAGGAGCUACGGGAGCUCAUACAGGAAAUACGAGACUUUCUUACACGUGGAACAGAUCUAGGGCGUAUUGAGACUCUGGCUGACGAGGUGUUGAAGCUGAAGAUGCCGACAGCAGCCGGGGAGCUGAAGGACAUAACCGCAGAGAUUCGGCAGCAUGUGGCCAAUCUAACCAGUGUGGACGACAUUCUAGCUGAAAGUGCUGACCAGGCCCGCAUUGCUGAGGGGUUACUGGAGGAGGCACACGCAGUUAGUGAAACAGCAGUCCAGCUGCAGGAGGAAGCUGAAGAAGUGCAGGCGGCGCUGAAUGAAUCUGAGCACGCUCAGUCUGCAGCAGAUGAGAGUCUGAAAGCAGCACAGAUUGACCUCAGCUACACACAGCAGAAAAUGGCCUCUGUGGAAUCAGAGACAGAGGGGUCUGAGUUUAAGUUGAGUAACAGUACUCAGUGGAGGCUGAAUCUGGAGAGUGAGGUCCGGGCAGUCAGAGAUCAAACUCGGGACACAUCUAUCAGUGCAGAUUUCAGUCAGAGAAAAACAGACUACAUCUCUGAAGACACGCAGCAAACCAAACGGGCGUUAGAACUGGAGUUGGAGCCUAAUUUCAAGUUACUCAGCGGACUGAUGGAGCAAAAAGCUGUGGGCGUGUUCGAUGCACGUGAGAGGGCGGAGCAACUGCGGCAGGAGGCAAAGAACCUUCUGGAUGAUACUAGAAACAAAUUACAGAAACUAUUAGAGCUGGAGAGAGCGUUCUUGGUAAACCAGCGGACUCUGGAAGAGCGAGCGGAGGUGCUGGUGGGUCUGGAGAAGCAAGCUGAGGACGUCCUGCAGGAGCUCAGCCAGAAAAUCUCCGGCUACAGUGGCUGCCUCUAACUGCAGCACACAGCUGCCUCUAACUGCAGCAUAACUAACUAGAUGACUAGAUGAUUAACCAGAUUUUGGAUGAAAGCCUCUGCUGAUAUGAAGCCAACAGGAAAGAAACCCAUUAGAACAGUGUCCAACACCAAACUCCUCAUGUGCAGCUGCUGCACAGUUAACUGAUUUCCCAGAUCUUAGACUCCACUCAUUAUUUACAUGAUCAUAUUAAACUACAGGCCUAUUAGAGCAUCAGUCCUCCUACAUAUAAUAGGGAUGUCACUACUGAUUAUUCUGAUUAUUAGUUGUCAAAUGAUAAUUGAUGAUUUGUUUGGUUAUUGAGUAAUUUGUUUUUAAAGUCCAAAUAACAGCAAGGGGCCUAACUGAACAAUGACAAAUUAUGAAAUCAUGCUAAUUUUUUUUAAGAAUCCAAAAUACCACAUCUAAAAAAAAUCACUUAGGUAGCCUUAAAAAAGUACAAAUACAACAUCAAAAAUGUGUUUUACCCUAGAUAUUUAUACCAGCUUGCUAACAAACCAAAUGUAGUCUUACAUACAGGAUACAAAAAAAUGUAUGGGCCAUUCUUGACUAGGAACCUAGGAUAUUUCAAGACACCAACUGCCCACUAUUUAACUCUGUAGCAAAUAGUUGUAUUAUACAAAUAAUAUAUGCACCAAAGAAAGAUAGAUAAAUAAAAUACCAUAUAAAGAGUUUUAUUUUAAACCCCUCUACAGCUUAUCCAUUCCCCUUAAUAAUAUUAUUUAUUGGCCAAAUAUGGGAAAAUGAAUUAAUCAUAUAGAUCACAUUUUAAUACUAAAAUAAAUAUGUGAAAAAGGCUUAUAAUGCAUUUUGAAACUAAACCUUUCACACAUGCCAUGUUUAAAUGAUGAAACAGGCUAUGAAACGACCAAAGAUAAAUAAAAUAUCAUAUUUGUGUAUUAAA
This is a messenger RNA of Astyanax mexicanus (Mexican tetra), 6440 nucleotides long. It is a transcript of the gene lamb1b, whose product is annotated as laminin, beta 1b. Gene Ontology annotation, biological process: cell migration; substrate adhesion-dependent cell spreading; basement membrane assembly. The transcript has 33 exons. Gene Ontology annotation, molecular function: integrin binding; extracellular matrix structural constituent. Lineage: Eukaryota; Metazoa; Chordata; Actinopteri; Characiformes; Acestrorhamphidae. The record is from RefSeq and is a predicted model, not a curated record. Gene Ontology annotation, cellular component: laminin trimer. The coding region runs from base 197 to 5515 and encodes 1772 amino acids.